Messenger RNA from Schistosoma haematobium, 774 nucleotides. RefSeq lists its product as uncharacterized. The transcript is spliced from 5 exons. Lineage: Eukaryota; Metazoa; Platyhelminthes; Trematoda; Strigeidida; Schistosomatidae. Bases 1 to 774 code for a protein of 257 amino acids. The record is from RefSeq and is a predicted model, not a curated record.
AUGUUAAUGUGGCCACUUAUUCUUCAGCUCAUACGUACCAAUGUUCGGUAUGUGGCGUUGCCAUUUGCUGUCAUUGUUGGUUCCAUUGGAUUUAAAGCAGAAAGUUGGUUUCGUAGUCAAGAAGCGAUAUCUAGUUCAAUGCAUAAUCCUAAACAAACCACCUCAGAAGCCCGCCGAAAACGCCAAUUAACUAAGGAUUUAAAUAUUGCUUUAAAUGAUUUGUCUGUUAACUCUGAGAGUGAACUUCGAUAUCAUAGUGAUCCUAUUUUUAAUAAAAACAAAUUGUUAUUUUUACGUUUAGAAACAGUCAGUCAGUUACGACGGAACGGAAAGUUACAACCAGAAGAAAUUCAGUUAAGAAAGAAACAACCACUUUUUAUGAAGAAAGUAAAAGAAGGUUACAGCAGGGUCGCCACUGGCUUCUAUUCUGAGCCAUAUCUGAUAACGUCUCUAGCCACUGUGUUGCACCAUCUAUCGAACCCCAGCCAGGGAAUUGAGAAGGACCAACAGAAGCCAGCCCUUUGCAACUUUUUCAUACCACAACAUCAUCCAGUCGCAGCGUCGGCAAAUAAUGCACGACGAGGAAUCCUCCGGGAUGACAUUAUUCCUAGAACAUGUCCAAGCCACCGAAGUCGAUGUUUCAAGACCGUGACACCAAUUGAAUUAUCGUCUCCUCACCCCUCUCGAAGUGCUCGCACGGCCACGCGUAUUCAGCCUCUGCCAGGGGACUCACUCACUACUUUCUCGCACCACGAGUGUUGUUUACGAAAUUGA